AUGCCCCUCCUCCACGCGGGCUCCGCUCUGCUGGUACUGCUUCUGAUACUCCCACAAGUGCAUGCCUUUGGAGCUGGAAAUAUCGCAUCUAUUUCUGCAGUUGAAGGGAAGAACUGGCGACAUGGUGAUAUUGAAGAUGUUCUCAAAACCCUGGCUUUUAUUCAUGGUCACAAAUGGACCUCCACUAUGAUCAAGCGCGUAUAUUUCGGCAACUGGUUGCGCGAUUACUCACAGGCAAUGGAUGUUGGAACUCUCAAAAGUUUGCAGGCCGAGACUAUCCGCAUCCUAGUGUGGGUCCUUUCGUUCCUUAGCUUCGGCUAUGCUACCGGUGAAUUCGAGGUCACUUCCGAGCGUUUGGGAGUUUACCGCCCCGAAGAACAUAUUGAUAACCCCAAGGAUUAUGCCGACAAUGAAGAUGCGCGUCAAUAUGACAAGCGUUUGCGGCCGCCUGUUCGCAGCAUCGAGCUUGAGAUUGACCCAAACACCGGUAUGAAGAACUAUAUCGCCAACGAGCGGGGUGACUGGGCUACCAGUGCUGCCUAUAUCAAGUUCAGUUUGAGUCGUAGUAUCCACUAUGGACGAACAUACACUCACGGCGGCUCAGGUAAAGGAAAAGAAGAGGAUUUGUGCGAAGCCCUGCGUUGCUUGGGCCAGGGCUUGCAUACCCUGGAGGAUUUUGCCGCCCAUACCAACUAUGUUGAGCUAGCAUUGCGCGAAAUGGGCAUGCAUAAUGUAUUCCCGCACACCGGUACGAACACUCAAAUCAAUCUGCAUGGACGCCCUGUCUUCCCCCUUGUGACGGGAACUUUUGGUAUGGUCGAUUUCUUCCACUCGGUGCUGGGAGAGGCCACAGAUCACUUUACUCAGUCCGAGGUCAAUGAGAUGGAUCUUGCACUCGGCGAUGCCGAGACCAGCGCUCAGUCAAACAACUCCUUGAGUGCCUUGACUGGGCUUCUGGGCAAGAUCCCGGGUACUAAAGACCUCGUCAGCGAGGCCGAAGGCCUAAAGAGGUCAUCGGAAGCGCAGGAGAUGGCGAACCGAAACCACGGUGCUGCGAGAGGCUACGCGGAUUCUGCUUCCAAUAGCCACGAAAGCAGCCGUGCUGGGCCUGGUUAUUCUUCGGGUAGCACUUCGACGCCUAGCUCUGGAUUUGAUGGCAUGCCUGACUUCAACCCCAAAGAGACAGUGGCUAAGAUCUACCCCAUUUUGGCUUUCCGGGACAAGGUCGUGCGCAAGUUGGACUCCAUCAUCGAAAAGAUCCCAGGCCUAGAGGCCCUCGUUGAAAAGAUCUCCGAGACUCUGACUGUUGUUAUCAUGUCUCUUCUUGCACCGUUCGUGCGCCCUCUUAUCAAGGCUGCCUCCAAGUCCCUGCAAACUGGAUCAGCUGGUGUGAUCGAUGCCUCUGGGAAACAUCAGUAUGAACCCUGGACUGACCCCCACUGUACCGAUCCCACCCACUCGCUGCUUUCAAAAGAUCACUUCGCAAACGUCUUGAAUGAGCCAGCUGGACAAGUCGCCUCUGUAAUCGUGGAGUAUGUCGCUCCUCGUAUCCUGUAUGCCUGGCAACACCUCGAUGCCUCUGAGAACGAUGUUCUCGAAGACUGCCUGCAAGUUUUCCACCACCCAGCAGUGCGCAACAUGCGCAACGACGCCCACCGUAAGAUGUUCGAAGCCGUCGAGAAAUGGGCCCAUGGCCGCCCGGACCGUGGCGUGUCUUUGGACAGCAUCCUCAGCUCCGAGGGAGUGAGAACCGGUCGCAAUACCGGUGGUGUGAGCCACACUCACAGCGGCGGCCAUGGUGGAUUCGCGACAUUGGGCGGUGCCUCUCAUGGCCAAAAGCCAACACAAGGCCACGGCAGCAACCAGGGCCAUUCAUCAAGCGGUUUCUCCUCGUUCUUUUCCGGACAAAGCAGCAACAAUAACCAACAAUCCCAACACAGCAACUCUUCCGGCAUGCCCUGGGACAAACUCUCCAGUCUCCCCAUCCCAGGCAUCUCAAACCUGAAUAAACUCAACAAACUCUCAAACAUGAUUCCAGGUGGGCUAAGCCGCGACGUGGACUACGACGGAACCACACAACAGAACCAUGCCGGGGAAUAUAGGCACGAUCCUUCUCACUCGGGCCCACAAGCGUAUGGCGGCGAUCCCAACUUCCAGCAAGGCUUCCAGGGACACAGUUUCCAAGAGGGUCAGGGUAACUUCCAGCAGAACCCUCAGCAGGGACACUACUCUGGUCACCAAGAGCCGCACGGCGGUUACGGCGGUCAGCAUUACGGUCACGACCAUUCUCAUGGACAUGGCGGUUGGAAUGGGCAAGGUGGAUCCGGAUAUUGA
Penicillium soppii is the source of this 2334-nucleotide messenger RNA. RefSeq names its product Het-C domain-containing protein. Lineage: Eukaryota; Fungi; Ascomycota; Eurotiomycetes; Eurotiales; Aspergillaceae. Bases 1 to 2334 code for a protein of 777 amino acids. The transcript has 3 exons. The record is from RefSeq and is a predicted model, not a curated record.